UAGUACUGUGUCUUCUCCGCCUUCUCCGGACCGAGCUACCCAACGGAGAUGGAAGAGGCGUCUCGGCCAAUUGCCCAGUCAGCUACCUGGCGGAUGGAUUGGCACAUCCUCCAAGAAAACGCUUCAUUCCCUCGUGUUCCUAGUGUAUACUCUGUGUUAUGAUGAAAGAUCCAGCAGAUUUGGUCUCAUACCACCAUGCAUAAGCAAGAAGAACGUCGGAAAUCGAGAUGAUCCAACGGGGUAGUCUUGACCGAGAAGUGGAACGUGGCUAGUGGUGGCUGGGAAUUGUUUGGGAAAAUAGACAGUUGACUGAGGCUGGACGAUUGAUCGCUGUCAACCUUGGUCUUCCUUUGCCUGCUGGAGAUAGAUACCUGCGAUGCUGCCAUGACCGAAACUGUCCGCCUUCAUAUCACCCCGUUUACUCCGGAUCUGCUGGGCGCCGUGCUGCCUGUGUCUGUUCGAGCUACGGCACAGGACAUUUCCUUCCACACCAUCCCGACCUUCCCCGAGAACAACUACGGCUACGUGACUCUGCCCGCGAUGGAGGCCGAAAAGAUCAAGAAGAAGCUGAACGGCUCGAUCCUCAAGGGCAAAAAAUUCAAAGUCGACAAGGCGCAUCCGCCCAAGAGACUUAGAGGCGAAGCCGAAGACGAGGAGCCAUCCUCGGAGCAGGCCCCGAGCACGAAAAAACCGAGUAAAAAGCGCAGGGUUGAGGAGGAAACAGAAACCGGGGUUCUGGAAGGCUUCGAGCUGCCGACAGACCGCAAGGUGAAGCGUGGCUGGACAGAGUCCAACAACGACAAGAAGGAUAGACGUCGAGCAGAUAAGAAGAAGGAAAAGAAAGAAAAGGGCGUCAAAGAGAAGAAAAUGCAGGCCAGGUCGAAAUACACGGAUAAGCCCGAGUUGCUGUUCCGGACCAACCUUCCUCCCAACCGGGUGUCCGACGCCAAUGAUGAAUCCAAAAACUCCACGGGCAAGGACAAGGAUAAGAAAAAGAAGGGCUCUGCGCGCGAGACCACCGUCCACGAGUUUGCCAAAACCGUCACCCAUCCGAGUUUCUUGCGCUCGGGCGAGGAACAGCAGCCCCCCACGAGUGAAUUUGUCGACGGCAAGGGCUGGGUGGACGGCUCGGGGAAUGUCAAAGAGCCGGCCAGUGAUCGGAUCCGCAGCAAGGAAUUCCGGCCCGGCCAGGUCCCAGGGGCCAAGGAAAAGCGCAAAGCAAAGAAAAUAGAGGUGGCCGUCGAGCCCUCUUCUGAGUCGGACGACUGGACCUCGUCAAGUGGCAGUUCUUCCGACGAGUCGGAGUCGGAGUCGGCGUCUGAGUCUGAGUCGGAUAAUGACAAUAGUGACUCGUCUAGCAAGUCGAGUGAAUCGGCCGUCUCUUCGGAUAAAGACACACAUCCCCCGGUAAAGGCCAGCAAGGCGAGUGCGUCGAACGAGUCCGAUCUACCAACCGAGACUGCAAAUGUCGAUGCCAAAGUCACCGGCGAAAAACAGCCAUCACAAGAAGUCCAUCCUCUGGAGGCUCUGUUCAAACGCCCAGCCGCUGAAGAGAAAAGCAAGGCUGCUGAGCCGACGAGCAAUCAGUUCAGCUUCUUCGGAGCGUCCGAAGACAUCGAGUCGGAAGAAGAGACUCAGGAAUCUGCCGAGCCGCAAACGCCAUUCACUAAGAAGGAUCUUCAAUUUCGUGGCCUACGAAGUGCUGCGCCAACCCCGGAUACUGGCUUGGUAAAUCGCAAGAUGAAACUGGAUGAAGACGAAGACGAAGACGAUGAUGAUGAUGAUGAGGAGGACGAAGAAGAUGAUGAUGAUGAUGAUGCUGAAAUUGCUACGCCGUCUUCAAAGUUCAAACCCCUCCCGGUGAAACAAAUACCAGAGACCGAGUUCACCAAGUGGUUCUGGGAGCACCGGGGCGAGAACAAUCGCGCGUGGAAGAAGCGGCGUCGUGAUGCGGCGAAGGAGCAGCGCCAGCGGGAGAAUCGUAAGAAAAACAUGAAAGGGAGGUCAUAGAUAUAUAAUAUCACUUCUAUGAGUUUUGUAGAUAUGUGUAUCCAUCAUUG
This is a messenger RNA of Penicilliopsis zonata CBS 506.65, 2060 nucleotides long. RefSeq lists its product as hypothetical. The transcript has 2 exons. The coding region runs from base 385 to 2010 and encodes 541 amino acids. The record is from RefSeq and is a predicted model, not a curated record. Lineage: Eukaryota; Fungi; Ascomycota; Eurotiomycetes; Eurotiales; Aspergillaceae.